This is a messenger RNA of Tribolium madens (black flour beetle), 4257 nucleotides long. Its product is annotated as high affinity cGMP-specific 3',5'-cyclic phosphodiesterase 9A. NCBI's taxonomy places the organism in Eukaryota, Metazoa, Arthropoda, Insecta, Coleoptera, Tenebrionidae. Bases 417 to 3293 code for a protein of 958 amino acids. Gene Ontology annotation, biological process: cGMP catabolic process. The transcript is spliced from 10 exons. The record is from RefSeq and is a predicted model, not a curated record. Gene Ontology annotation, molecular function: 3',5'-cyclic-GMP phosphodiesterase activity.
AUAUUCCAGUUUUGUUGCCGCGACUUUGUUGAGAGGAUGUUCCGAUGAUUUUCAAAUAGGCGCGUUCGAAACGACAAUAUUUUCCAAACAAGCCAGGCCACAAGAGGGCUCAGACCGGAAAAACCACAAUUUUUCCGGCAGAAAUCCGGACAUUUUCAGUGAAUUUGUUGUCAUGUGUCAUUCGAUGUGUUAGUGAUCAAGCGCGGAAUUGUGUGAAUUACGUUGAAUUCUGAUUAAAUAUUUAAACACGUGGAUUGUAAAUAAGCCGCAGCUGAUCGAAGUAUAGGAUGACAGCACCGAGAGGUGGCUUUGUUUCAGCAGCGCCGUCAUGCCCGCGGCCAUUCUGCGGCUGACCAGAAGCUGGGGAAGAGCGACGUGGGGGCCGCUUAAGCGAUGAGCCGGUGGCCGAGUCGCUCAUGGACCUCCCCACGACGGUGCAGGUGUAUUUCAGCGUGGGGCAGCGCCACGAGGCAGCGCUUUUCCGCUCCGACUCGCCCGCGGAACAGAUUAAAGAUUUGUUCAGAUCUGCCUCCGAGGCUGGUCCCCGGGACAUUCUGAAACUGUACAACACCUCCGGUCAGUUGUUGAACAUCAGUGGAGAUUUACCUCCCAACACACCUGACAGCAGGUACUCUCUGCAAGUGGUGGCCGCCAACGGCUUCGCUAUGCUUCAGGAAUCAACCGGAAGCAGUCUAAAAGCUCUGGAAGCUCGAGUAUCCGCCAUAGAAAGACAGCUACGAUCCGAACUGCCGCUGCCUCCUGCCGUCGAAGAACUCCAGAGACAAGUGGAGGAAUUCCGGGAAAAACUCGAGACUACGGAGAGUCUGAGCUGGCUCGGAUUCUACAAGCAGCUUCCGGAACCCGUCUCAAGUGAAGAGUGCCGCCGUCUCCAGUACCGGCGAAAAAGCGACUCGGUGAAAAAAAGAGUGAAGCAAAACUUCACGAACAUUUGUGAAGCUCAAGUUUCGGAUGCGAUUCGACAGUGGUUGAGAACACCGACGUUCGACGCUAGGCCCUGGGAAGACGAAGAAUUGCUCCUCCUGCUUCAACAAAUGUAUCUCGAUUAUGAUCUCUGUUCAAAAUUUGCUAUAGACAUAAAUACGCUUAGAAAUUUCCUCUACGAAGCCUACAAGAAUUAUAACGACGUGCCCUUUCACAAUUUCAGACAUUGUUUUUGCGUCGCACAAAUGAUGUACGCCAUAUCUUGGAGUGUGGAUUUGCCCUCUAAAAUCGGCGAUUUGGAAGUUUUGAUUUUGCUAACAUCCUGCAUCUGCCACGAUUUGGACCAUCCCGGUUACAAUAACAUUUACCAAAUCAAUGCAAAGACCGAACUAGCGAUCCGUUAUAACGACAUAUCGCCGUUAGAGAAUCACCACUGUAGCGUGGCAUUCAGGAUACUCGAAAACGAAGACUGCAACAUAUUUAAGUCUUUCAAAAGCGAGGAUUUCAAAACAGUUCGCGAGGGCAUCAUUAGGUGCAUAUUAGCCACUGAUAUGGCUCGACAUAACGAAAUCCUCACCAACUUCAGGGAGAUUACGCCAAAUUUUGACUAUAACGACAAAGCUCACGUUAAUCUACUUUGUAUGGUCCUUAUCAAAGUGUCGGAUAUAUCGAACGAAGCGCGGCCGAUGGACGUGGCGGAACCGUGGCUUGAUAGACUCCUGCAAGAAUUCUUCAAACAAAGCGACGCCGAGAAACUCGAAGGGUUACCUGUCACCCCGUUCAUGGACAGGGAGAAAAUAACGAAACCCUCGUCUCAAUGUUCAUUUAUCGGCUUCGUUCUUCUCCCUUUGUUCGAGGCGUUGGGAGACUUACUUACUGAGUUACAAGAUCUCAUUGUUCAACCGGUUAGGGAAGCACUAGAAUAUUAUAGAAGAUUAAAUGAAGCUACGAGAGAGGAGAGACUUCACAGGAAAAGUAUAGUAUCUGAAUUGACGGACCAGCACACGCCAUCCACGCAAAGCCCCGAUAGUGCCGUUACUGUUCCCAAAUCGUUUUCGAAUGCCAGUGUUAAGCUAAAAAAGAGUCUCAGCUUCCAACAAAACAGGUCGAGAUCAAGGUCCACCGACGAAGACACUGAACAGAGCUUCGGCAGCGGCAAUAUGAUCGGCGAGGAGCAAAGUCUCGAAGACGUCGUUGAAGACCCUGAAAGCGGCGAAUCCGAAACUGCCACCGAAGUCGAAGUUUCGGAAAAGGCCCUAAAAUUCAAAAUAUCGACCGAAAGCAGCGUCGGCACCGGUCGAAAAAGCUACCCCGGAUCCAGAAAAGGUAGUCGGGAACGAGUCCAACACUUCAACAGCUCCGAACUCGCCCGUAUGAUCCAAAAGGGUAAACUCCGGUCAGCCGGAUUCAGUUUCGACCAACACUGCAUGGUGGGCAACAAAAAAUUAUCAUUCGACACUCCGGAGUUCUUGGACGAGUACGCUUUAACUCUGAAGAAACGACUAGAUGACCAAUCGGAUAGCGAAGAAGAGAAGUUGCGCAAAGAAGAUGAAUGCGUGGUUUCGAAGGAGACUCUUAAUUUGAACAAGAGGAAUUCGGAGCAUCUGGUGAAGAUUCCUUCCAAUUUGGAGGAGAAAAAAAGUAUUCUAAAGUGUUCUGACAAUAAAUCUUUCACGAACGCGGACAAACUUCGGAUGAACAAUGUGAAGUCUUCCUUGGAAGACGAUGAGGAGAAAUUGAUUGUCAACAACCGGAAGAAUAGUAUUCAAUCGCGAGUGAACAAUACCAGUGAUAACGUUAACAGUAUUUCCUCUGAUAAGGACGAAGUGAAAAAAGUGCAAGCAAGUGGGAGUCCCAAAAACAGUCGCUCGAUUUUCACACGUUUCCGGCAGUUUACCGACCGGUUCGGUCUCUCGGUGGACAAAGACUCGAAAGUGAAGCACUCGAAAAACAACAACAGCACCCGCAACCCCUUUCCCCACAAGAAGAAGAAGUUAGAGACGCCCUGUUGCCGCAGCUUGGAGGAGGUCGGCAGAGCGAGCACCCUUCCCAAGACCAAGAACAAGAAAGCGUGGAAGUUUCUGGUGUUGGGCAAGGAGAAGGACAAGUUGGAGGGGUGGGCGUCGGACGCCGCAGUGGAUAAGCUAGCUGUGGUCUCCACCGAAACCGACAAUCAAUCUUUACCGUCUACCUCACAACUGCAAAGUAAUUGCGCAAGUCCUAAAACGCAAUUUGAAAAGUUGGAAAUUGUAAGUUUGAAGGAAUUCAAAGUGGAGACACCGGUGGAGGCGACGGAGAAAAAAGGGGAAAUACUUCUAGUUGAAAAGGGUAAAGAGGGCGGAUUAAUUUGACAAGAGAUUAAUCCCCCCGAAAGGGAGAGUUUUGCUAGAUACAUUUUCUGUCGGUGUUGUAAAUAUAAACCAAAUGUAAGAAAUAAUGUGUAGGAUGUUUUCGUUCUGUUUAUUUAUUUAUAUUUAUUUUUUCGUUCGAUUUUUAUUAGAAUAACUGUGUACGCGUCUAGUGCAUUGUAUCUCCGGACAUAUCCCUUCAAUAGAAUAAUUAAUAAUAAUCAAAAGUGGAAUUUUAUCCGAUUUUUUUAACAUGGCACACAGGGAGAAAGGAAUUUGACAUUUCGCACAAGAAAUGUGUUUACAUGACUGUUAUAUCAUAAAGGUACAAAUGAGAUUAUCCAAAUUAAAAGGCACAAUAUUUCGUAUUAGAUAUAAGUUGUAUAUUCUCAGUCAAUUCUUUUUCUUGUAAUAUUAUUUAUUGAUUACAAUAGUGAAUCAUUAUGUUUUAUAAUAAAACAGAUUUUGUAACAUUUUUUUAUAAGAUAUUGUUUGUAAAAGAUAUUUAUAAAUUUUUAAUCAUGUGAUUCUAGUCUGAUAAAAAUGAUAUUUAGUUUAAUAUUAUUUUUAUGUGUGCAUUUACUAGGAUUAGGAAAAUCUUUAAAAUAUUUUCGUACCAGAUACGUUUGUGGUUAGUUACUAUUUUUCUUUACCUCAUAGUUUUAAAAAUGUGCUGGAAAUUGAUAGUGACGAUCUGGUGCUAAAAAUUGAAAAACAAUUUGUUGUUAACAGAGAUUGUUGGUUAUCUUAUUUGUUUUUUAUUGUUUUCUAUUUUUUUUUUUUUCUAAAAUAUGAGGACCACUGAAGCCUGUAAAAUCCUUUUUAUCUUCUAAAGAGAAAAUCUAUAUUCUUCCUAUUGCUAGUUGAAUAAGUGAUAUAUUUAGAGAAUAACACUAAAAUAUUUUACUUAGAUUAUAAUAUGUCCAUAUGCCAAUGUAAAAUAAAAGAUAUUGAUUAAAUGUCUAAA